Molecule: messenger RNA, 1208 nt
Organism: Drosophila rhopaloa
Lineage: Eukaryota; Metazoa; Arthropoda; Insecta; Diptera; Drosophilidae
Gene: MED6
Product: mediator of RNA polymerase II transcription subunit 6
Exons: 4
Coding region: 409-1158 (249 amino acids)
Biological process (GO): regulation of transcription by RNA polymerase II
Cellular component (GO): core mediator complex; mediator complex
Molecular function (GO): transcription coactivator activity
Source: RefSeq, a predicted model, not a curated record
GCCGCGCGCAGUUGGCCAAGCGAAAAUAACAACAAAAUGGUUUUUUUACCAAGCGCCAGGCAAAAUCACCACAAGAAAACACAAUAAAAGUACAAUAUAAAGGACAACAAAGCGGCCAAACACUUACAGUAUUAGCGUGGAGUCUGUAGAGUGGGAGCAGCGUACGCCACAGCCUGUUAAAUUAAUUAUUACACAACAAAUAAAUCAAAAAAGUGCCACCGACAGUUUCCAAUUGGCAGCGUGCAGCCGAAAAUAGCUUGUAAACAAACCGAUCGGAAUAGGAAUAGGAAAGAAGCGCUCUCAGCGUCAUUGACCCAGAAAUUAGCCGCUGUCAUUGCCAAACGAGAAUACAUAUAGCUACUUCCCUUAUUCACAUCCCACCGAAGAGCACGUGCAUCCACAUUCACAAUGGCCAGCCGGCAGAUGACCAACGACCACCUGCGCCUCUCCUGGCACGACACUCAGAUGAUGGCCACCCUGAGCCCGCAGAGCGUCAUGGACUACUUCUGCCGCAAGUCUAAUCCUUUCUACGACCACAUGUGCAACAACGAGACCGUUCGGAUGCAGCGCUUGGGUCCAGAGCACCUGCACAACAUGAUCGGCCUGGAGUACAUUCUACUCCAUGUGGCAGAGCCUAUUCUCUAUGUGAUCCGAAAACAGCACCGGCACAAUCCCUCGGAGGCCACUCCCAUAGCCGACUACUAUAUCAUUGGAGGCACUGUCUACAAGGCGCCCGAUCUAGCCAACGUCAUCAAUGCCCGAAUACUCAACACCGUGGUGAAUCUGCAAUCCGCCUUUGAGGAGGCCAGCAGCUAUGCUCGCUAUCAUCCCAACAAAGGCUACACCUGGGACUUCUCCUCCAACAAAGUUUUAUCCGACAAAUCCAAGUCAGACAAGAAGGACGCCAAUUCGGCGAAGGAUGAAAACAGCGGAACUUUGUUCCAGAAGCAGCGUGUAGACAUGCUUCUGGCCGAACUACUGCGGAAAUUUCCCCCACCCAUACCGCCAAUGCUGCAGAACCUGCAGCAGCCCCCGCCGGCUGGCGAUGAGUUGAACGCUGCAGGAAACGCCUCUGAAAUGAAUAGUGCCACGGGACCACUGGACAUCAAAACAGAGGGUGUGGACAUGAAGCCACCGCCCGAAAAGAAGAGCAAGUGAUUAUGUUAAUGUGCAUUUAAACUGGUAGAGAUUAAAGUACAUUAAACUUA